This is a messenger RNA of Scutellospora calospora, 124 nucleotides long. Lineage: Eukaryota; Fungi; Glomeromycota; Glomeromycetes; Diversisporales; Gigasporaceae. The record is from the annotation of a GenBank genome assembly.
CAAAUUAUUAAAAACUAUCGAUGAGCUUGAAGUUAAUCUAAAUGUGCCUGAGCCUGAGUUAAAAGAAAAUCAAGUUUUGGUCGAGAUUAAAGUAUCCGCUUUUAAUUAUUUUGAUAUUUUACAG